GUAGAUGGAAAGAAGGAGGAAGCACAGAGGUGUAUGGACGAUAGAAAUGAGUGUGAAGUGACGUGGCCUGAAGUGAUGCCAUGGCAAAAGAAUGGGCCAGGUUUGGCAGUGGACAGUUCAUGCAGCAAGCCACAAGUCCACAGCAGCACAUGUCAGGACACCCAAAUGGGAUUCAGCUACCACCCCCUCCCCUACCUCACCUACCCCUGUCUCCCUACAACCCACUACUGCAAUAUGCUGACAGAGACAGGCAGCACUCCCCAUCAUUCCUUCUCCAUGGCAAACCUAUGCCCUUAGCCUGUAGCCCCAGCCCUAACCCCAGUCCCAACCACCUGCUGGGAGACAGACUUCAGUCACCCUGUAGCCCUUUCCUCAGACACAGUGCUAAUCAAUUUGUCACCCCCAGCUCACCCAGUUCCCCAAAGUUUGGGUGUGGUACAAAUGAUGGGCGCAGACUGAGUAUACCCACGCCCCCAGUGGGCCUGCCCUAUCACAUGAGCCCUGGAGGCAGGAGCAGUGUAUCCCCAGUAGGCCUCCCACCCAGUCCACUCUGGAGGUCGAACUCCAAUCCAGGUGUGUACCCAGAGGGGGAGAAAGGGCGCUCGGUGGUCAGCAGCGCUGAUGUUCAGGAUCGGCUACGUUACCUUGCCCAGCAGAGAUCAUGGCAGAAGGAACAGGGGAAACAACCCGAGGCCUCGCUGCGAACGGGAUUCGGAACUGCUCUGCCUCAGCCCAGUCCAGAGCGGAGCCCUUCAUCCCUGUCUGCACUGAACGGGCCAUUUGGGGGCCUUGGUGGAUUAGCUGUGCCUUCUGUGUCGGGUUCACCGAGUUGUGAUCAAACCACCACUACUAAAAAGUCUGUUGGGGUUCUGGGUCAUAAAGACGAAAAGCGUUCAGCAAUUCCAGGAUCAAGGCAUGAUGGUAUAUACGGAUCCCAUCAACUGCUGCCCACUGCUAAUCCUACAAAUCAGUCCCUGUGUGCUCUGCAGAGACAGGCCACUUUUCACCUGUCUGCACACAAGGGCCAGCCAUCCAACUCUCACAAUACGGGUAGAACCAGCUUUAUAAAUGGAUAUGAUUCUAACAGCAUGGAGUCCAGCCGGAUGAAAAUGUCAAAACCCUCAUCUGUGUCAGGUUCAGUCAUGAUUCCAUCAAGACCCCCACCAGCUUAUCCACAAAAUGGCGUGGCCUUUGCAAAGUCAUCAGCCCCAACUCUGCAGACUAAAAAACCUAGCAUUCAGGAAAGCCAAAGGAAAAAUCCAGACAUGUUGAGCCGUGAAAGAGAGCAAGAAAUAUUGGCAGAUAUACAAAAACGCUUUUCCCUACCCAGUGACCAUUGGUCUUCUAAAAUACAGGACAGCAACAAAUUGAUGAGCAAUAAAACAGGUUCCCAGCCUGUAAAAAAGGAGUCAUCCGAUAAAGUGAAAAUAAAGAAAAGGAAGAAGAUUGAAACAUCAUUACCAACAAAGCCAGAGCAAGACAAAGAUGAAAACUUAGUAAAAGCACAAACAAAAUUGGACCCCAUGCUUGAAAAAGUAUCCUAUAUAUUCUAA
Messenger RNA from Liolophura sinensis, 1553 nucleotides. RefSeq lists its product as uncharacterized. Bases 81 to 1553 code for a protein of 490 amino acids. The record is from RefSeq and is a predicted model, not a curated record. NCBI's taxonomy places the organism in Eukaryota, Metazoa, Mollusca, Polyplacophora, Chitonida, Chitonidae. The transcript is spliced from 3 exons.